AUGCUACGCGUCGUUUCAAGGUCGCCAGGAUUUUGGCAGCGCUUCCUGCGACGCAUCUUCAGAGCUCAGGAUUUCUAUAGCAGCAUUAGGCUGAUUGUUGGAAUGGCUCUGCUGCUGGGCAUAACUCCAUAUUAUGUGACCCGUGACGGUUGCUACGGCGAGCAGAUGGUGCGUGAACCCUGGUUUGGAUUUGCCAAUGCCAUCAUUCGUUGGCUUAUGUUUGCCUUUUGCUAUUGGCACGCCCAUCGGCACAAUGACUCCCUAAUUGGCUACUUCAUGCGCAAUCACAUCUCGGAGGUGAGCAGCCGACUCCAUGAUAUAGCUGGCGUCGGUACCGCUGUGGUCCUUUUCAUUAUGCCGCUCCUUAUGCGUCGCCAUCUGCGACGAGCCAUUGAGACUCUGGUGCGGAUCGAUCGACGUCUGCGGCGUCUCGAAAACCCCGUCGACUACUUUCAGGUUCAGUAUUCUAUUGCAGUAGUAUUGCUGCUAGUCACCAUCUUGGAUGCAGCCAUUAUAACAAUCUGUGUCGUGUGCCUCGCUCAAAUGGAGGUGCGUCCUUCCUGGGAGCUGACCUUCGUCACGUUCUAUGAACUAAUCGUCGUAUCGAUGACAAUUUGCAUGUUCUGCUUGCUGGCAGUAUCCGUGAAGCGUCGCGUGAGACUAUUGCAUAAGGUAAGUGGAUUGUAA
Molecule: messenger RNA, 687 nt
Organism: Drosophila grimshawi
Lineage: Eukaryota; Metazoa; Arthropoda; Insecta; Diptera; Drosophilidae
Product: putative gustatory receptor 28b
Exons: 1
Coding region: 1-687 (228 amino acids)
Biological process (GO): sensory perception of taste
Cellular component (GO): membrane
Source: RefSeq, a predicted model, not a curated record